CCCGUGUGCGCCAUGAGCGAGCCGUGGCGGCCCCCCGGCAGCGCGGUGGGCUGGCUGGCGUGCGGGGGCCUCUCCCUGCUGGCCAACGCCUGGGGCAUCCUGAGCGUGGGCACCCGGCAGAAGAGGUGGAAGGCGCUGGAGUUCCUGCUGUGCGCCCUGGCUGCCACGCACAUGCUCAACGUGGCCGGGCCCAUCGCCACCUACGCCGUGAUGCAGCUGCGCCACCGCCGGCCCGAUGACGCGUGGAACGAGGGGCUCUGCAAGGUCUUCGUGUCCACCUUCUACACCCUCUCCCUGGCCACCUGCUUCUCCGUCACCUCCCUCUCCUACCAUCGCAUGUGGAUGGUCCGCUGGCCCGUCAGCUACCGGCUGAGCAACGCCAAGAAGCAGGCCGUGCAUACGGUCAUGGGCAUCUGGAUGGUGUCCUUCAUCCUGUCGGCCCUGCCCGCCGUCGGCUGGCACGACACCACCCAGCGCUUCUACGCCCAUGGCUGCCGCUUCCUGGUGGCCGAGAUCGGCCUGGGCUUCAGCGUCUGCUUCCUGCUGCUGGUGGGCGGCAGCGUGGCCAUGGGCGUGGUGUGCACGGCCAUCGCCCUGUUCCAGACGCUGGCCGGACAGGGGGGACGCCGGGCCCCCCGCCGCGCCUUCACCGUGCCCGCCAUCGUGGUGGAGGAUGCCCAGGGCAAGCGCCGCUCCUCCAUGGACGGCUCCGAACCUGCCAAGACCUCGCUGCAGAUCACGGGCCUGGUGGCCGCCAUCGUCGCCGCCUACGACUGCUUCAUGGGCUUGCCCGUGCUGGCGGUGACUCUCCGCAGCCUGCGGGCGGACGCCGCGGCCCCGUGGAUGGCGCUGUGUGUGCUGUGGUGCUCCGUGACCCAGGCGCUGCUGCUGCCCGUGUCUCUCUGGGCCUGUGACCGGUACCGCGCUGACCUCAGGGCCAUCUGGGAGAAGUGUGCUGCCCUCAUGGCCAGCGAUGAGGACUCGGACGAUGAUGCCAGCCUGGACGGUGGGGUCCCUCUGGAACUGCUGUCGGGGCGCUCUUUGAACUCCAGCUACGGGGACUUGGUGAGCCUGGACCCGGUGGCCACGUAUGAGCUCUCGGCCCUGGACGGGGCGCUGUCCCCGAUCUUCCCGCUGGGCGCCUUGCAGGAGGAGCGGAUGCAGUACCUGCAGGUGCCGGCCACGCGGCGCUUCUCCCACGACGACACGGACAUGUGGGCCGCCGUCUCGCUGCCCGCCUUCCCGCCGCGCUGGGGCUCGGCCGAGGAGCCGGCAGGGCUGGCGCUGCCCGCGGGGCCGGGGCGGCGCGGCGGUGGCGGCCCGCGGGCCCCCGUGGGGGACGCGCCCCCGUUCCGCGCGCGCCGCCGCUCGGCCGAGAGCCUGCUGUCCCCGCGGGCGCCGGCCCCGGACGGCGCGGGCCGCCGCCUCGCGCCCGGCGCGCGCUCCGCCUCGGCCUCGCGGCUGCCCGACGCCCUGGCGCUGACCACCUUCGCGCUGACCACCUUCGAGCGCGAGCCCCGGGCGCUGCGCCGCCCGCCCGCCGCGCCCCGGCCCUUCCCCGCGCGCGCCGCCCACGGCGAGGACGCGGCGCCCCCUGGCGGCGGCGGCGCGCAGCGCAUCCCCGGGCCGCCCCGUCCCGCGCCCGCCGCGCCCCUGCGGACCUGCCUGAGCGCGUCGUGGGCCGAGCCCGGGGCGCUGCGGGCGCUGCGGGCGCUGCAGGCGGCGGGCUUGGGCGCCGACAGCAGCACCAGCAGCUUCCUCAGCUCGCCCUCCGAGUCCUCGGGGUACGUCACGCUGCAUUCGGAGUCGCUGGGCUCCGCGUCCUAGGGGCUGCCCUGGCGCACCUCUGGGCCCCUUGCGUCAGCCAACUGGGCCGGG
Molecule: messenger RNA, 1878 nt
Organism: Sorex fumeus (smoky shrew)
Lineage: Eukaryota; Metazoa; Chordata; Mammalia; Eulipotyphla; Soricidae
Gene: GPR153
Product: G protein-coupled receptor 153
Exons: 5
Coding region: 13-1827 (604 amino acids)
Biological process (GO): G protein-coupled receptor signaling pathway
Cellular component (GO): membrane
Molecular function (GO): G protein-coupled receptor activity
Source: RefSeq, a predicted model, not a curated record